Messenger RNA from Lepisosteus oculatus (spotted gar), 2376 nucleotides. The record is from RefSeq and is a predicted model, not a curated record. Lineage: Eukaryota; Metazoa; Chordata; Actinopteri; Semionotiformes; Lepisosteidae.
UCAGACAAGAUGCUUAUCCUCCGCUGGGCUUGGUACUUUGAGAUUACACUGCUUCUAUUUCAUCUACCAGAUCAGAGUGGGGCAGAACCUAUAACUCUGUCGGUAUCUUUGGGAGGAAAAGUCAUCAUGCUGUGCAAGGUCUCACUUACUGAUGUAAGCCAAAUUAAUUGGAAGAAAGAAGGGUUACUCUUUUUCAGUUACUUUAACAAUACAACUUUUCAAACCACAACUGACGAAAGAUGGAGAUUUGCCCCUACACAACUGGAGAUUACUGAUGUACGACAGUCUGAUGAAGGGAGCUACACCUGCGCUGUAACUUUGUUAUCUGGUGUAUAUUCAAGAGAAUGGAGACUUCGGAUUGAAGAGCAGAGUGGGGCAGAACCUAUAACUCUGUCGGUAUCUUUGGGAGGAAGAGUCAUCAUGCUGUGCAAUGUCUCACUUACUGAUGUAACCCAAAUAACUUGGAGGAAAGAAGGGUUACUCUUUUUCGGUUACUAUAACAAUAACACUUUUCAAACCACAACUGACGAAAGAUGGAGACUUACCCCUACACAGCUGGAGAUUACUGAUGUACGACAAUCUGAUGAAGGGAACUACACCUGCGCUGUAACUACAACAUCUACUGAAUUUUAUAUAGAAUGGAGACUUCAGAUUGAAGGGGUGAAGACCACAAACAAAGCCCUUUUGGAGAGUGAAGUUUUUUUGUCUGUACUCCGAGGAGCGAUAUUUAUUUCAGUGCUUGUGUUCGUCCACUGUGUGAUAAAAAAAUGUAGUGGAAGAGUGCUACUGUGUGCUCAUGGACAGAGGUGACAGUGAGGAGGGAGGUGAAGACCGACAGUGGAAACAGAAACAGUAAAGGAACAGACUGAAUUAGGACACCAUACAAACAGGAAACAUUAGAAAGCACAUGCUGUUUUACAGAGCAUGGUCUGAAGGUUGGGUGGCUUGGUGACGCAGUGGUCAACAUUUCUGCCUUGCAGUACUGGGGUCCUGGGUUAAAUUCAGGACCUGGGGUGCUAUUUGUGAGUUUGUACAGUAUGUUCUCUCCACAUUCGUGUGGGCUUCCUUUGGGUGCUCCAGUUUCCCACCAUGGUCCAGUGACAUACUCUUAGGUUGAUUGGCUUCUGAGAAAAUUAGCCUUGGUGUGAUUGCAUGUUUGUGUCCAUAUCCCUGUAAUGAACUGGUGUCCUGCCUUGUGCCAUUGCUUUCUGGCAUAGGCUCCGGUCACCUGAAUUGCAUAAAGUGAUGGGAAAAUGGACAGAUCUUAAGCUUGUGGGACCCAUGGCUUCAGCUAAUAAGUGUAUUUUAUACAUUUGUUAAGUGAUUAUGUUUGACUUAUUUCAAACAUAAUCACUAUGAAAAAUUUCAUUCUGUCAGUUUUUCUGUCAUCCUGCAAAUACCUUACAUAUGUAAAUUUGUUUUUGUUAUUUUAUUUAAUUUUCUCAUAAAGUGGAAUUGAAAAACCUUCAAACAUAGGCUCAAAUCAACUUUUUCCUCAAAUCAAAAAAAAAUUGAUAGGCUGCAAACAGUAAUCCUGCAUGAAAUGAAUAAUCCCAUAUCUCUAACAAGAUUCUGCACAGUAGAUAUUAAUUGAAAAAUCUGCAGAAAAAAAGCAUUAUGUACAGUACAUGUUGAAAUUCGAUUUUUUUCUUUUAGAAUCAUUAUACAAAGGACUAAGAUUUUGAAAGCAGUGAGCAAUGUGAGUGUUUUUUUUUAUUUCAGGCUAGGGGUAAUGGGUGGUUAUGAAUAUUUGUUGGACACGCUUCUCUUGAUCAACUGUAGUGGACUGAAAAAAAUAUGUUAACCACAUCCUGAGUGAGCAGUAUGACAUUCAAAUUACUUUGUAUUUUCAAGCGUUUCCUCAAAACUAUAUUCCUGUUCAGUACCUCAGUAACAAUAACCUGCAUGUCAAUGGAAAUUUAGAAACUGCUGAAGACCAUUGUUCAGAAAGUUUUUUUUGAGUGUGUUAUGUGUAGACGUGCUCUUUAAAAGGUAAUGAAAAGGACUGUGGUAAAUAAAUAUUGAAAUGUUUUUCAUGUGUUUUCUGAAAAUUAUUGUAACAAUACCAAAACAUUUCAAGCAAUGCAACCAAUGCCUAUUUGUUGUGUGAAAUUUAUCACUUAAAUACUGUGGAAUGGAACUAAUGUACAUCCUCACACCUGAAGAAGGCUCCACGGCCGAAACGUUGUGUUCUCUUUCUUCUUUUUUUCAGCAUGGAAUAAACCUAUUACUUGUUCCUAAUGUACAUUUAACACCUAUAUCUACUGUCUUUUCCUAUCUUCUGCAGAAAAGGCUUUCCCAGUUUUGCUUUCAAAUAUAAAGACAGAUUUUUUCUUCUUCAAUAAAGAAUGAAUGAAUGCAUUUCUAAUACAUAAA